Molecule: messenger RNA, 3300 nt
Organism: Phaethon lepturus (White-tailed tropicbird)
Lineage: Eukaryota; Metazoa; Chordata; Aves; Phaethontiformes; Phaethontidae
Gene: MIS18BP1
Product: MIS18 binding protein 1
Exons: 16
Coding region: 1-3300 (1099 amino acids)
Source: RefSeq, a predicted model, not a curated record
AUGAAGGCCAAGGCCUUGCAGCAGAAGCAGAACUCCGGGGUGCCCGCGGGAAAGGAACCGCAGAGGAGCUGCGACAGCGACCUGAUCCUGACCCCCACCCCGAACCUUGUGGAGCUAGGGCAAAGGCCUGCGAGACCUACCACACCAGAAGGCCGGCAGAGGCCCGCUGAGGUGCCUAGUGGCUGGAUCCAGCCCGAAGCCGGAAAAAGGUUUGUUCGAUUGCUUCUCCGGGAAAUCGGACUCGUAUUUAACACUCAGCUGGGAAUGACUUCGUUUAUAACUCUUCCAGGGUCUGGAAAAAGCAGCCAGUGUGUGUUCAUAAAACAUACUGGUACCAGUACUGGUUUUCCUCGAGACGAAUUACUUUGCCCUCAGAUUCCUGAGGGCCCAACCAUGAAAGCACUGCCUGUAGACCCUCUUGUAUUGGAAACACCUCAAAAGUUCUUCUUGCGUGUAAAGCAGAAAUUGCAGCAGCAGCGAAAAGAUCCAACACCUUCAAACCCAAUCAAGCAGAACAUUCCUCCUUCCACGACUACAGAAAAGCCAUUAGUCAAACCUGCUUUUGCUGAGCAGCUCAGGAAUGAUCCUACAGAGUCUGUGGCCAUCGAUAAGGCUGAUGACGAUGGUUUCCUUGUGGAAUCAAUGGAUGCUGAUGAUGAAAUGUCUCAAAAUACAGUGACUAAUUCUGGGAAUUUAAACUCCACCCCUAUUAAAAAUGGGGAUCAGUUAGAAGAAAGAUGGAGAAAUAGAGAAGCAAAAUGUACUGAACCUCAUCAAGACAGAAGAGAGUUGCAGCCAAGUAAUAAGCAAGAUGCUCACAGAAUAGAAAAGGUAGUGGAGACUAAUUCUCAAAAGCCCUCAGAGUGCUUAUGUAGUAUUACGCUCUCUUCUCCCAAAGUCCACAUUCCAAGGAAGCAAAAGCCGAAAGAAAGCUGUAAGGUCCCUUUGGAUAAACCUCAUACGGGUGAAGUUGCUGGCAAAGCAGACAACAAGAAGACUAUCUGCCUAACCAGUUGGAGAAUUAGAGUGAUAGAUGGUAACACUGCAAUAUGUGUUGAAGGAAAACGGAAAGAUAUGAAAGAUCUGUCUUGGCAUAGUAAUACAAUUAUGGAACGCGUAGCACGCAACGAAGUUAAAACAUCAUCUGGCAAUAUCUACUUGCUACAGGGAAAUAUGGAUUCAGCUUCGAUGAGAAAAGAAGGAUUUUCCUACCGUUUCAUCAAAAGAUUUAAAUAUGGGUUUUCCAAAAAGUGGAAGGAAUACGUUGAGGAGUUUCUUGAAGAAAGGAGGAGGAAAGAACAAAAUCAAAACAGUGGUGAGGGUGAAAAUGAUGAGAGUGACUCAGUGGUGGGUAUGGAUGUGUUAAAAAAUACAGAAGACUCCGCAAGAGAUGUAAAGAAACCUGAAACCAGAAACACCACCUAUGAAGUAUUACCAAAGCAUGAUGAAAACAUCUAUACAACACCAAAACACAGUUCCAUUUUGAAUGACUCAAACAGAGUUUACACUCGUAGUGGCCGCAUGGUUAAGCCACCCUUAAAUUUCUGGUGUGGGCAACGUGAGUUUGUUGAUCAGAAUCUAAACGUUACUAUAGAAGAAGGUGGAAUAGAUUAUCUGAGCAUGAUGUUUAGUAGUGAAAAAUCCCAAAGACAGACCAGUUCCACCUUGAAGAAGAACAAAAGAAAGGUAGUGAAGACAAUAGAAGAAACACCAAAAAAACAAAGGAAAAACAAUGAAAAAGGAGUAAGUUCCAAAAAAGAAACCAAGUCUGCUGGAAGCAAGGAGGCCGGGCGCUUCAUUUCAGAUGAUGAUGAAAGUGAUCAUGCAACCCACAGUACAAAAAAUAAAACGCAGCUUUAUGUUAAGCUGACUCCCUUACAUUCUGAAGCACUAAACAAAUGGAACUAUAAUAGCAGAAUCCCAGGAAUGACAAAAGAAAAGAGAGGAACAGAAAAUGGAGAAUUGACUGUGUAUCAGCAGGCUUACAAGUACUCUUUAAGGUCAGCCAAACAGCUUCUUCAAGACAGGCAUUUAACACAAGAAUUGUCAAGCAAAGAUGAGGAAGAGGGAUCCAGUGAAGACAUCCCACUGUCUAUCAAAAGGAAAAAUAAAUCUUUAUUUAAAAAUGAGACUCAAAACUCUAAAUCUUCUUCUAACUGUAAGAGUUCACAAGAUGAUGCAAACAAGGUGUCAUGUGAACAAAGGACAGUAAAACACUCUACUGCCUCCUAUAACAUGCCGUUGAGGCAGAGUGUGCCCGGAUCUGUUGAUGGUUCUGAUUUGCUUGAAGGAAAAACACCUUCUAGCGAGUCUAGUGCUUCCCAUCUGCCUGAUAAGGCAACGAGGACAAGAAACAGAAUCAACCCUCCAAGGUAUUUGCUUGACAGUGAGCCUGAAACCAGUGAAGAGGAAUUUCAAGUAAAAGAAAAAAAGUCAAAAGUAUCUGAUAAAAAACCAAACUGUAAAGUUUCUAAUACUGCCAAGUCUUCAGCAGCAAAAGCAAGAGAACCGGAGAGGGAAAAGGUGGAGAAAUCUCUAGAACUUUUUCCAAGGACAACUGAUGGUUGGUCUGAAAAGGAAUUGCAGAAGCUCUCCAGGGCCAUUGCUUCGUUUCCAAAGCACAAGAGUGGCUUCUGGGUGGAGGUAGCCAUGGCGGUGGGGUCUCGCUCUGCUGAAGAAUGCCAUCAGAAGUAUAUAGAAGAACAACAGGCAAAACGUUCUACAAUGCAUGCCAAGAAGACCACCACUUCAGAAAAACCAGGACAGAAAGGUAAUAAGAAAGAGUCGGUGAUAACUGCCAAAGUGGGAACCUUCAGAAGAAAGCAGCAGAUGAGAGAUUUCCUGGACAAUCUGCCAAAGGACAACCAUGACGAUAUUUUCACUGCGACGCCCUUUCAGAACAGAAGAGUAAAGUUGCCAACGUUCCGGGGAAGCCACGAUGAUGACGAUGAUGACUUUGCACUUACGGACAACCCGAUCACACCUUCCUCAGCUGUCUUCCCUAUGGUGAAAACCCCUCAGUGUGAGCAUAUCAGCCCUGGUAUGCUGGUACCCAUCAACAGGAAUGAUUAUGACAGGCACGUGUUCAGAAUGCAGAAGCACACGCAGGGCAGCAGAGGCACCUGGGACAACAUCAAGAAGUCAUCGGCCGGAGGCGUGCUUGCUACGCCAGCUUCACGCAGAACCCCGUUCGGCUUUGAUAAAAAAGUGGAACAGACCUCUGUUGUAGGGAAGCUCUUUGUGGCUGAGGCAGCAGAUUCAUCAGAUGAAGAGCAGGAUGAUUCCUAUUUUUCUGUUUAA